UAUAUUCUAUUUAGAUUGUGAACAUCAGACUGCGAGUAAUCAUGUCCGAUCUCCGAAAAGCUUUGCUCAUACUGUUGGUUGUCGUCACAUUUGAUACGGCGGAACCUAUGAAUACAUCAAUGAAAGAUGGAGAUUGCCUGCCCAACGUUCCCGUGUAUCAUUGUGUUGCUGAUCCCUGUGAAGUAACAGAAUGCCCGUUGUAUCCAAAUGCUCAGUGCGUAUCCAACUUCUGUGGUGGAUGUAAUGCUGAUUUUUUUGUCGAUGAAAAGCUAGUUGACUGUACCGAAAAACGUGGGAAGUGCCCUAACCUGAAACCACCGAGUGAUUUAUCAUUGGUACGUUGCGGUCUAUUUUGCGCCGGUGAUGUAGACUGUGAUGGUGAAUUGAAAUGUUGUUAUGAUGGCUGUUCUUCUUGGUGUCUGCAACCCAUUGGCGUGCCGCCAUAUAAAGAUUGCAAUGGCCCCGGCGGUCACCACGAGCAUGGUGAAACAUACCCAGCGGGCGAUGGGUGUAACGAGUGUACGUGUAAUAACGGAGAUGAAGCAUGCACCGAAAAAACUUGUCUUGAAAAGCUUGGUCAAUGUCCCGCGGUUGGCACAGAUGUUGGAAUAUGCGCUGAACUGUGUAGUACUGAUGCUAGCUGUGAUGGGGCCGAAAAGUGUUGCAGUAAUGGAUGUGGUCACACUUGUCAGGAACCAAUUCCGGGAGCUGAUUGCAAUGGCCAUCCAGAUGGUUCAACUUACCCCUCAGACGAUGGUUGCAACACUUGCUCUUGCAGUGAUGGACGGGAGAUGUGUACACUCAUAGCAUGUGCGCCAUUGGAAUGAUAUCGCCAUUGACACGAUCUCGUCGCUGGUGGCGGACUGUAUCAUACACAGUUGUGAGACCAAGUAGUCUAUAGAGAAAUAGGUCAAACAAUGUGGUAAAGUGUAAUGUAGUCAUUUAUAGUACGUAAUUGGAACGCUAAGUUCAUUAACUUUGCAUUUCAUUGCGAUAAUAAUAAUUUGUAGUUAUACAUUGCUCAUUAAAUAUUGUGAAUGUACAAAAUUCAAAUA
Messenger RNA from Saccoglossus kowalevskii, 1055 nucleotides. Its product is annotated as kielin/chordin-like protein. Lineage: Eukaryota; Metazoa; Hemichordata; Enteropneusta; Harrimaniidae. Gene Ontology annotation, molecular function: protein binding; serine-type endopeptidase inhibitor activity. The record is from RefSeq and is a predicted model, not a curated record. Gene Ontology annotation, cellular component: extracellular region.